Molecule: messenger RNA, 1092 nt
Organism: Rotaria socialis
Lineage: Eukaryota; Metazoa; Rotifera; Eurotatoria; Philodinida; Philodinidae
Source: the annotation of a GenBank genome assembly
AUGGGAAAUACACACGGAAGUAAAAUUCAACGAAAAUUUACAAUGGAAUUUUUAAAUAAUGUACCGUUCAAUAUUCAAGUUCCAUCCUCACUUCGAGAUCCAAAAGAUGUUACUUUUUCAAUUGACCAACUUCAAAAUUUACAAACAAUCGACGAUGCACUCUGGAAUUCAAAUACAAUUCAUCCAGAGACACGACGUUUGAUGCGAAUGCUUAUACAAAUACAAACAAUCAAUGCUGUAUGCAAUGCUUUCUAUCGACUACUUGAUAAUACUAGAAUACAGUUACAUGCUGAUAUGAUGGCAAAUGCUGCUCUAAAUACGAAACAGUAUAGUAAUAAUUAUCAGUAUGACACUAGUCGACAACAGCGUUCAUAUGAUCAACGAACAAAAAUUUUCGUUGUGAAUGGAGAUUGUCUUGAUAUUGUCAGUUGUUUCAGAGAAAAAUAUCAAAAUUGUAGUCCUGUUGUACUUAAUAUGGCAUCUGCUACUUGUCCUGGUGGUGGUUGGAGACAUGGUUGUGGAGCUCAAGAAGAAAAUCUUCAUCGACGUACAAAUCUCUUUCAAUGUCUUGAAGAUUCUUAUCAGCAAUUAGUCGGGAAACGAAAUUGGAAUUAUCCUAUACCUGAAUUUGGUGGUAUCUAUUCUCCUAAUGUGAGUGUUUUUCGUGGUUCGGAAGCUCGAGGUUAUCCAUUUUUUCCUAAUGGCCCAGAAUAUAUAUCAUUUAUUGCUUGUGCUGCUUACGCUUAUCCAAGUACGACAAUAAAUAAAGAUGGAGAAAUGGAACUCUAUGGUUCAGAUGUCAUACAUAAUACUAUGAAAAAAAUGGAAACUAUUUUAAAAAUUGCUCUUGACAAUGAACAUGAUACUGUUAUUCUAUCAGCAUUCGGAUGUGGCGCAUUUAGAAAUCCUCCACGACACAUUGCGAAAUUAUUUCACAAGUUGAUUUCCGAGAAAUACUCUCAAUCGUUUAAAUAUCUAAUUUUUGCUAUUAUUGAUGAUCAUAAUUCUAUGAAAAGUCAUAAUCAAGAUGGUAAUAUUAAGCCAUUUGCUGAUAUUUUUAACGAACCAAUUUUAUCAUUGGAUGAAUUUUAA